GCAAAACGAUUCCCGGAAGCAAAAGCAUUCCUAUUUGCGGGAAAUUAGAAUGUUUGUGAUGUAUAAUUAACAGAGUUUGCUUCCAUAUAAUCGCUGACAACAAGUUCACAGGUUAAAGCUGAACGUAAAAAAGGUGGACAGAUUAAAACAUGGCACUGUUCCGGAUGUUUCCCAUGACAUCACCAUGGAUGACACCAGCCAACAAUGACCUUGACCUGAUCAAGAAGAUGGCCCAAGAUAAGCCCGCAGGAGUAAUUGUUACUGGACCUUCAACCGUGGGUAAGACGAGCCUGCUGUUUCAAUGUGCUGUAACACAUGCCACUGAAAACCUGACCGUGACCUUCAUCUGCCGCCACCCACUGUCCCGCCUGCCCCUCCCGGUGCAUGGGAUGCCCACCCCAGACCCUUCUGUGCUGCAGUCUGUCAAGUUUUUAUACCUUUCUGAUGCGAGUGAGCUGAUUGGCUGGUGUGCAAACAUACACAUGACAAGUUGUCUCCCGGAUGUGGUCAUUAUAGACGAUAUUGACAUGUAUGCCAGUGAUAUGAAGAAACAUGGCGUGGAACACGACACUGCCACAGUGCUGGCGAUGGUGGUAGAUGCUGCUGCAUACAUCCGACAGAAAACUAGAUCCUGCAGUCUGGUGAUGUCAGCUGGGAAUGGCGUCAAGGCUGUCCACUCCUUGGCCACACAGUUCCACCUGUCUGUCAACCAUGUUCAAGCCUGCAAAGACUCUCCAAUGGAUUUUUUGUUGAGCACCCCAGUGACGGAUGGAGCAAAGCUGUGUGUCACCUACACCAUGGACAGUUCUGUCAUCAGAGUUCGACACCUGCAGCUUGAGACACCUGCUGGAACAUCUGACUGAGACUGUGACACCUACACCAUGGACAGUUCUGUCAUCAGAGUUAGACACCUGCAGCUUGAGACACCUGCUGGAACAUCUGACUGAGACUGUGACACCUACACCAUGGACAGUUCUGUCAUCAGGGCUAGACACCUGCAGCUUGAGACACCUGCUGGAACAUCUGACUGAGACUGUGACACCUACACCAUGGACAGUUCUGUCAUCAGAGUUAGACACCUGCAGCUUGAGACACCUGCUGGAACAUCUGACUGAGACUGUGACACCUACACCAUGGACAGUUCUGUCAUCAGAGUUAGACACCUGCAGCUUGAGACACCUGCUGGAACAUCUGACUGAGACUGUGAC
Messenger RNA from Haliotis rubra (blacklip abalone), 1208 nucleotides. RefSeq lists its product as uncharacterized. Gene Ontology annotation, cellular component: Shu complex. Gene Ontology annotation, biological process: double-strand break repair via homologous recombination. Gene Ontology annotation, molecular function: single-stranded DNA binding. Bases 150 to 863 code for a protein of 237 amino acids. NCBI's taxonomy places the organism in Eukaryota, Metazoa, Mollusca, Gastropoda, Lepetellida, Haliotidae. The transcript has 7 exons. The record is from RefSeq and is a predicted model, not a curated record.